CCAUGCUCAUAUACACCGGGUAAAUGCUGUUGCCUACUGGAAUAUGAAGUUCACCCCACCAUAUACGUGAACCUCAAAAUCAUCAAAAUGAGUGCUUAUGAUUUUUGUAAGCCCUACUACUGCAUUGCAGAUGUACGAUGCUUCCUGUGCCAAUUCAGAUAUGAUGAAGACGACCUUAUCACCGUCGCGGGGAAAAUGCUACAGCAAUUUCGCUUCCAUCAGGGGGAAAUAAUCGGCCUUGACAGUGGAGAGCAGAUUCAUAUGUGUGGAGGAUCUAGCUGUGAAAUUUAUGGCGACACUAUCUACACGUUUCAUGCCGGAUGCUACUCUGUUGCCCCAGAUUCAUUUUCACCAUCAUUUGCAGCUGCUAUCACCUACGAUUACCGACCGUCAUAUGACGAUGAGCGCUUAAGAGCCAGACGCAUCAGAGACGCGGCCACAGCCAAGUUAAAAAACAGUGCCCUUCAACAGAUGCCGAGAGAGAUAAUCGACAUAAUCACAGAAAAUCUCGUUCUAGAGGUAGCUGCAAUUCACACCAAGGAAAUUUUUUCCUCGUUGAGAUUCGCGCAUCAGUUUAAAUACCGACUCCAUCUAGGGAAGGAUAUAUAUGUCAAAUACCGUGAGAUCGAGGGGGUCGACUAUGUUCAUUGGUUAUCGAAUACGGACCUGGGCGGCAAAGGAAUGCGAUUGUACCGGGCGCGAAGACACGAAAAGAUUAAAGCUCUAUGGUUAGCUUUCGACCAUCUCGGUGUCAGGCGAGUGUGUCUCAAGAAGCAUCCCGUCGAAAUAUCGCUCGGGGCUGGCUCUCUGCCUUAUUGGAGGGAAUUGCGUACUGAGGCCGAUGAAAUGCACCUGAGCUGCAUCUACGAUGGCUUGAAACUAAGGGCAAUAAAGCACUGCCACGGCUCAGAUCCGAUAGCUUGGCCCCGUCUGCACCAUGAAGGGUACGAAGCAAUACGUAGAAGCAGCGCAUCAUCUAUCGCGUACUACGGCCCGCGAAUGACGCUUCUUGAAUGUCAGUCAUCCAGAGUCAGAGGGUAUUGUGCACACAUAGCCCUCGGAUACGGUGAAAUCGAUACAUUAAUUGCGGACGUUCACGGCACUCUAGGAUUCUCGCAGGAAGUUGCGAGAACAUAUAAGAGCUCAUCUUCCUGCGACUGGGUGUACAUGCCUAUCGAUGAAGGCGAGUUUGUGGAAGAUAUAUGGAUCGUCAAUUAUAAGGAAGGAGGAACAGCGUUUAUGUUUGUGACUAAUUGGGCCCGCGUAAGCAUGUUCGGUCGAAUGGUGGAUUUCGAAAUCAAAGACAGCCCCAGAUUUCUCCGCAUCUUCUCCCGGUCCUGUGGGCCUGCAUCCCAGCUUUACUUAGGGGAUGUAGGAUACCACCCCUACCCAAGCAGAAUUGACUGUAUAGGCAGAGACAAGAACCUCAAGAAGAUCUCCCGCAAUGACGUCUAUAACUUCGUCCCGCAAAUCAAGCCAGAAUGGAACCCAUACCCGCCCGCCAUCACGCCUUCAGAAUCGAAAUGGCCGCCAUUCCCCCGACUGGAAUACUUCAAUAAAUGCCGGCUAGAAGACGUUUCUCACAUCGCAUGCUGCGUAGACCAUCGACAUUCUCAUCGCCCCAUCAUUGGCAUUAUGGUGUAUUAUCAGGACGGGCGCCGCGCUUGUUUGGGUCAGUACCGGCACGAUUGGGUCGUGCAACCGCCCCUCAUAGUAAAGAAUGUGGAGACGAUGCCGCUCCUGCUCACCAUGUACCGUGACUGCAGUUACGAAAUACUUGAACAGGGUUGCAAGGGUAUCUAUGUAAUGAAAAUAUCUAUUGGUGGAGCCUGUAUUCAGAGCGCUAUUGCCGACGGCUUGAAUGCGAAGUACGUGGGGAAGACACUGAAGAUACCGUGGUCUGGGUGGCUCGAAUGGUGGUUCUCGAAUUCUGCUCGCUGGAAUGAUCAUUUGUUCUGCCAUGUGGCUCAUGUAGAUUAA
Messenger RNA from Periconia digitata, 1980 nucleotides. The record is from the annotation of a GenBank genome assembly. Lineage: Eukaryota; Fungi; Ascomycota; Dothideomycetes; Pleosporales; Periconiaceae.